ACCCAUGCUGCACACGUUGGCCUGGGGCUCACUCUUCUUCCCGGGGCUCUUCGCGCUCAGCACCUGGGCGCUGCGCCGCGCGCGGCCCGAAUGGACCUAUUACGACUGUUUGAUGAUCAGCACCAGGCUGGUUUCUUCAGCGCAGGCUGUGUUGGCCACCGGGUCUGGGAUCAUCAUCAUCUUCCACUGUAAAGACGUGGUCAGCGACAGGUACUGGCUUGCCCGAGAAUAUGUCUGGUUUUUGGUUCCAUAUAUGGUCUAUGACACCUACGCCAUGUACCUGUGUGAAUGGUACCGAACCAGAGAACAGAACCGCAGAGACUCCCGCACCAUUUUUCGAAAUUACCUAAGUAAAAACCGCCUCAUGAUCACGCACCAUGUGGUCAUUCUGUUGGCCCUUGUGCCAAUUGCACAGAAGCUCAGGGGAGAACAGGGGGACUUCUUUGUUGGCUGCAUCUUCACGGCAGAACUGAGCACUCCAUUUGUGUCGCUGGGCAAAAUUCUGAUACAGCUAAAGCAGCAGCACACCCUGCUGUACAAGGUGAACGGGAUCCUCACGCUGACCACCUUCUUUUGCUGUCGGAUCCUCCUUUUCCCCUUCAUGUACUGUUCCUAUGGCCAACAGAUGAAACUAAGCCCGUUCCAAGUGCCAUUCAGGAUCCCCUUCUUCUGCAAUGUGGCCAAUGUCUUCCUCAUUGCUCCCCAGAUCUAUUGGUUUUCUCUGCUGUGCAAGAAGGCAGCCGGGCUCUUUGACACUCCCCCAGCCGAAAAGGAUGGAUAACUGCUCCCAGGAGUCAGGCAGUGAGGGGGCCUCCUCACGCUAGCUGCCUCUUCCACUCAGUAUUCCACGGACCAGACCGUGCCCUGGGUGGCCUCGGCCUUUUGGGUAUUGAUAAGCAGAUGGGUUUGAGUUCUAAAGAAUAUUCAUAUUACCUCCCUUUUCUAACCUGCCCCUUUUGCAAAAGCACUUUUUUCUUAGUAACAACUAGUGGAUCCUGUCAGAUCUCCGCUGGCAGCAAGGCUAAUGCAAGCCCAAGGAUCCUUCCUUGGGUCUUAUCUCAAGGGCUCUGGGAGGUAGAAGCGUGGGGUGUGGAGACAGGUAGACCGGGAUGAUAAGCGUCUGGGCACCCAGCUGGCCCUAAUAUUGGCGGCUACCCACUUUGGCAAACACUCAGGGCAAUAUCCACACAUA
Messenger RNA from Pteronotus mesoamericanus, 1192 nucleotides. It is a transcript of the gene TLCD3A, whose product is annotated as TLC domain containing 3A. The transcript has 5 exons. Gene Ontology annotation, cellular component: endoplasmic reticulum; membrane. Lineage: Eukaryota; Metazoa; Chordata; Mammalia; Chiroptera; Mormoopidae. The coding region runs from base 5 to 781 and encodes 258 amino acids. Gene Ontology annotation, biological process: lipid homeostasis. The record is from RefSeq and is a predicted model, not a curated record.